Molecule: messenger RNA, 2656 nt
Organism: Eleginops maclovinus (Patagonian blennie)
Lineage: Eukaryota; Metazoa; Chordata; Actinopteri; Perciformes; Eleginopidae
Gene: anapc4
Product: anaphase promoting complex subunit 4
Exons: 28
Coding region: 151-2553 (800 amino acids)
Biological process (GO): regulation of mitotic metaphase/anaphase transition; protein K11-linked ubiquitination; anaphase-promoting complex-dependent catabolic process
Cellular component (GO): anaphase-promoting complex; nuclear periphery
Molecular function (GO): protein binding
Source: RefSeq, a predicted model, not a curated record
CUCAAUGAUUGGUCGAAGGCAAAAUAUGGCUCCAUCCGCGUAAUUGUAAAACAAUGAUGAAGACAACAACAUGAAGAAAGGAGAUAUUUAAUGUUUCACAGCAAGGAACAUACGGUUUAGGACGUGGUUAUAUCUCACUAAGCCUUCAUCAUGCCUGCCUUCAGACAAGUGGGGGAGAAGCAGCUUCCCAACCCGGUGCUGUGUAUGGCCUGGUCUCCGAAGAGAGAUCUCAUCGCUCUGGCCAACACCACCGGAGAGUUGCUGCUGCAUCGCUUGGCGAGCUUCCAAAGAGUUUGGAGUUUACCGCCCAGUGAGUUCACCGGGAAGGAGAUCACGGCCCUCGCAUGGAGACCUGAUGGCAAAAUUCUGGCGUUCCACCUGGGAGACACGCAGCAGGUGGUGCUGUGCGGCGUGGAGAAGGCAGAGAUCCUGCACGUCUUCCCCAUGCAAAACUCUGUGACCUGCAUGCACUGGAUGGAGGUGACGGAGGAGAGCAGUGCCCUCAGCUCCUUCUACAACUCUGAGGAUGAGUCCAAACUGUUUCUACCCAAACUACCGACACUCCCCAAGAGUUACAGCACCACCUCAAAGAUCUUCAGUGAGGAGAAGUCUGAUGAGAUAAUGAACCUCCUGGGAGAAGUCAGGCUGAACGUCCUCGUCCUCGGGGGAGACUCUGGCUUCGUGGAACUGUUUGCAUACGGCAUGUACAAGAUCGCCACUCUGACCGGGGUUUCAGGAAGCUGCCGCAGCCUCAGUCUGUCCGGGGACCUGAAGUCUCUGUCCGUCAUCACAGAGGUCCGGUCUACAGACAACGACCCUCAGAUCUGCUACCUGCAGCUGGACACCGGCCUCCUCUCAGACUGCCUCCCGGAGGUGACCCGGAUGUCUCGUAAGUUCACCCACAUCUCGACGCUGCUGCAGUACCUGCACCUGUCCCUCACCUGCAUGUGUGAGGCGUGGGAGGACAUCCUGAUGCAGAUGGACCUGCGACUCACCAAGUUCGUUCAGGAGAAGAACACCAGCACUCAGGUUCAGGACGAGUUCCUGGAGCUCCUGCUGUGGGGACAGUCAAGCCCUGAGCUCCAGGCUCUGCUGAUGAACCAGCUGACGGUGAAGGGUCUGAAGAAGCUGGGUCAGUCCAUCGAGUCGUCGUACUCCAGCAUCCAGAAGCUGGUGAUCAGCCACCUGCAGAGUGGCUCUGAGGCUCUGCUGUACCACCUCAGUGAGGUGAAGGGCAUGUCUCUGUGGAAGCAGAAGUUUGAGCCCCUCGGUCUGGACUCUGCCGCUCUAGAAGGUGCGAUCACAGCUGUGGGCUCCUUUUCUCUGAAAGCAAACGAACUUCUGCAGGUGAUUGACAAGAGCAUGAAGAACUUUAAAGCCUUCUUCCGCUGGUUGUAUGUAGCCAUGCUGAGGAUGUGUGAGGAGCACGUUCCUCCAGAGCUCAACAAGAUGACUCAGAAGGACAUUGCCUUCGUGGCUGACUUCCUGUCUGAGCACUUCAGUGAGAACGAGGAGCUGUUUGACCGCAAAGGGAAGUACUUCAACGUGGAGCGAGUGGGUCAGUACCUGAACGACGAGGACGAGGAUCUGGUGUCCCCCCCCAACACCAAGGGGAACCAGUGGCUGAGGUUCCUGCAGGAGAGCUCGCAGCUGAAGGAGAGCCCCCUGCUGUUCCCCUCGUUUCCUCAGAAGUCUUUGCACUUCGUUAAGAGGAUGAUGGAGAGCGUCAUCGAGCAAUGUCUCCAGAAACCUGCAGAAGUGAUCGGCAGGUCUGUGCAGCAGGCCGUGUUCCUGCCCCUGUACACGGUGCCAGAGAGCUCUGAAAACACUCCCCGGCUGUUUGAGCUCCCGUCACUGUGGAACGAUAAGAAAGCCAAAAUGCAUGUCGUGGUGUUCUGCAUGCCGGAGGUUUCCCCCUGCAAGCUGUUCCUGUUGCGCAGAGGGACCGACCCCACCAGACACAUCCCCCACAGCGUGAUGUCCAUAGACCUGGGCCGUCCUCUGGAGGCGGAGGCUGAGGAGGGUGUGUUUCUCAGGCCGCACCGCGUGUACAGCUGCACGGACGCUCGUUUCUAUGACGACGAGAUGCUGACAGUGGUGCUGCAGGCGUCGGAGGAGGAAGGCAGGAGGCGGGUCUUAGCUCAGCUUCCUCUCUCUGCCGCGCUCAGCUCCAAGGAGGGGGAGGAGUUCAGCUGGGAGCCCGGACUCAGGUUAGACCAGCAGAGCGGUUCUGUCCCCUGUCAGAGUCUGGUUCUGGGGAACCAGUGGAGGGAGCUGGAGAACAUGAAGGCUCAGUUUGUGGCCGUCAACGGCAUCAGGAAGGUGGCCUGUGUGCUGAGCGGGAACCUGAGGCACAUCCGAGUGUUUGAGAUGGACGUAGAGGAUGAGGAUGAGGAGGGAGGAGAGUCUCAGAACGCCAGCGUUGACCAGGAGGGUCUGGACUCCACGAUGAACAGUGAGGGUCUGGAGGGGGGGAAAGAGGAGGCUGCAGAGGGAGCAGGGAAUAAGAUGGAGGAGCAGCUGGAGUCAGAGGAAGCCCUGGACAUCUCUUAGUGCUGAGGCUCAGAAACAAAGCACAGAGACAUGAGACUGGCUCGGUCUUGUGAUCAAAGGUACAUGUGGUGUCUAUAUGAAAUAAACAUGUUUCUGUUCAUGA